Diaporthe batatas is the source of this 1608-nucleotide messenger RNA. RefSeq lists its product as uncharacterized. The coding region runs from base 1 to 1608 and encodes 535 amino acids. Gene Ontology annotation, cellular component: membrane. The transcript is spliced from 6 exons. Gene Ontology annotation, biological process: carbohydrate transport; transmembrane transport. The record is from RefSeq and is a predicted model, not a curated record. Gene Ontology annotation, molecular function: carbohydrate:proton symporter activity. NCBI's taxonomy places the organism in Eukaryota, Fungi, Ascomycota, Sordariomycetes, Diaporthales, Diaporthaceae.
AUGGCGACAUUUCACGAUGGAGAGAAGGAAGUUCACGAGGCAAUGGGCUACGAUGGAGAGAAACCAACCGGAAAUGUCAAGAGCGUCAACACCCAAUCAGUUGCACUUGCGGCUGCUGUUGCGGCUCAGAAACCGAAUUUGUUGAGCCCUAACAUGAUCAAACUCUAUCUCAUCAUGUCCAUUGGGUAUCUCGUGUCGACCAUGAACGGCUUUGAUUCAUCGCUGAUGGGAGCUAUCAACGCGAUGAAACCGUACCAGCGUGAUAUGGGGCUGAGCGGAGCCGGGUCCAGCUCGGGUAUCGUCUUCAUCGUCUACAACCUGGGGCAGAUCGCGGCAUUCCCUUUCUGCGGCCUGCUGGCUGACGGCUGGGGACGUCGAGUCUGCAUAUUUGUUGGCUGCGUUCUCGUUCUUGUCGGCACCGCCAUUCAGGGCUCGGCCCAUGGCCUUCAACAAUUCAUCGGAGGCCGCUUCGUCUUGGGCUUUGGUGCGAGUAUUGCCUCGGCUGCCGGCCCUGCAUAUACUGUCGAGCUGGCUCACCCUGCGUACCGCGGUGUGAUGGCCGGUAUGUACAACAAUUUCUGGUGGCUGGGCAACAUCCUCGCCGGAUGGACGACCUACGGGACGAACUACCACCUCACAUCAUCUUGGGCUUGGCGGAUCCCGACAAUUGUACAGGCAGGAAUGCCAGCCGUGGUCAUGUGUGCCAUUAUGUUCUUCCCGGAGUCUCCUCGCUGGCUCAUCGCCCACGACCGUCCCGAGGAGGCGCUCGAAAUCCUGGCCAAGUACCACGGCGACGGCGACCCGAACUCGGCGAUCCCUCAGCUGCAGUACCACGAAAUCGUCGAAGACAAUAAGCUCACGCGCGAUGAGAAUCCGUGGUGGGACUUCCGCGAGUUGGUUCACACGCGGGCUGCACGAUAUCGGCUGGGUAUGGUUAUUGCAAUGUCUUUCAUCGGACAAUGGUCCGGGAACAAUGUCGUUAGUUAUUUCAUGCCGGAAAUGUUCAAGUCGGCGGGAAUUACCGAUACCAACACGCAGCUGCUGCUAAACGCCAUCAACCCCAUCUUCUCCAUGCUGGGAGCUAUUUACGGCGCGAGUCUCUUGGACAAGCUCGGCCGGCGGAAGAUGAUGCUGUGGGGUCUUGCGGGCAGUCUGUUCUUCUACAUUCUCCUGACUGCGUUUUCUGCACAUGCAAAUGCUCAGCCGAACCUCGGAUACGGUGUGAUCGUGUCUAUUUACUGCUUCGGUAUAUUCUUCGCCUGGGGCUUUACUCCUCUGCAGACCCUCUACAGCGUUGAGUGUUUGGAGAACCGGACCAGGGCUAAGGGCUCUGGGCUGAACUUCCUGUUCCUCAAUAUCGCUAUGGUCGUAAACACUUACGGAAUAGCUGUCGGAAUUGAGGCGAUAGCAUGGAAGCUUUACAUCAUAUACUGCGUUUGGAUCGCCAUCGAGAUGGUUAUCAUUUACUUCUUCUUCGUCGAGACGGCUGGUAAGACACUGGAGGAGUUGGGUGAGAUAUUCGAGGCUCCAAAUCCGAGGAAAGCAAGCACCAGGAAGGUCAAGGUUGGCCUGGACGAAGACGGUAGGGUGGUCGGUGUUGAGUCCUGA